UUCACACUCGAAGGGUUUGAGGAAAUAAUAUCAUUAGAAGAGCAGAAAAUAGAAAUGGAAACCGGUAAAAGCAAGGCAAAAGAAGCGCGUUAUCGAUCCGGUACUAAGCAAACAAGUUAUCAAUACGCUUUAUGCUGUUUCACUUUUGUCAAUUAUUGA
Funneliformis mosseae is the source of this 159-nucleotide messenger RNA. NCBI's taxonomy places the organism in Eukaryota, Fungi, Glomeromycota, Glomeromycetes, Glomerales, Glomeraceae. The record is from the annotation of a GenBank genome assembly.